CCUUUCAAAGAUCAAAAGUAACAAUGAGGACAAACCUUGGGUGGUGCUAAACAUGCAUGCUUUACAGGAAAGGCUCAGCUUUCUUGGAACCAUACUCACCAAGACAGUUAUAUCUUUGACCAGAGCUCCACCUAUUAAAUUCAUCCUUCAGUCCAUUCACUACACUUCUGCAACUCCCUCUCUCUUGUUAUAGCUUUUCAACAGAGAAAAUGAAGUUCUCAUGCAGGCUUCAGGGUUGGUUUGUGUUUCUUGCUAUGGUAAUCACAUUUGCUAAUGGCCAACCUGUUGUUCCUGCUCUCAUCAUUUUUGGGGACUCAAUUGUUGAUGUGGGAAACAACAAUAACCUCAAUACACUUAUCAAGGCUAACUUCCCACCUUAUGGAAGGGACUUUGUUACACACAGACCAACAGGAAGAUUCUGCAAUGGAAAGUUGGCUACAGACUUCACUGCUGAGUUCCUUGGAUUCACCACAUACCCACCAGCUUACCUUAGCCAAGAAGCGCAAGGGAAUAGACUCCUGAGAGGAGUCAACUUCGCAUCUGGUGCUUCCGGCUUAUCUGACACCACAGCUCAGUUAUAUAAUACCAUUUCAUUGACUCAGCAACUUAGAUACUACGGGGAGUAUCAAACAAAAAUAGUAAAUCUGGUAGGAAAAGAAAAGGCCAAUUCAAUAAUAUCUGGUGCGAUCCAUCUGUUGAGUGCAGGGACUAGUGAUUUUAUUCAGAAUUACUACAUCAAUCCCCUCAUUAAUAGAAUCUACUCCCCUGCUCGGUUCUCGGACUUGCUCAUGAAUUCCUACUCUGCUUUUGUUGAGGAUCUAUAUGGCCUAGGAGUAAGGAGGCUAGGAGUAACAAAUCUACCUCCAAUAGGAUGUCUGCCAGCGGCAAUCACUGUGUAUGGAGCAGGAAGUAAUCAGUGCGUCGCAAGGUUAAAUCAAGAUGCUACUUCAUUCAACGUGAAACUGAACAAUACAUCUCAGAGCCUCAUUAAUAAGCUCCCCAGUCUCAAACUUGUAGUAUUUGAUGUUUACCAGCCUCUCUUGGACAUGAUCAAUAGCCCUAGCGACAGUGGAUUCUUUGAGUCGAGAAGGGCUUGCUGUGGAACAGGCACCCUAGAAACCUCUGUGCUUUGUAAUUCCAGGUCUAUAGGGACAUGUUCCAAUGCUACAAAUUAUGUGUUUUGGGACGGAUUCCAUCCAUCUGAAGCUGCCAACAAGGUUCUGGCUGGUGAUCUACUUGGACAGGGAUUUGACCUCAUCUCUUAAAACUUAUUUAUUACUAUUUCAGCAGUAUAUUUUCUUAAAAACAUAUUUUACAUAUAUAUAUUAUAGAAAUAGAUAUGUACUUCUGCAGUUUUAGUAAGACAGAAUUGGACCCCCAUAAUGGGAUAUCUGUAAAGCCUCCUUGGCUAAUCAUAUGACAGGGGCUGCUUGCUACUUCUACAAUUUUAUGUAGGAUCAAUAAGAUAAUUAUGCUUAGCUCAAUGAGUAA
Mangifera indica (mango) is the source of this 1491-nucleotide messenger RNA. RefSeq names its product GDSL esterase/lipase At5g03820-like. The transcript is spliced from 5 exons. The record is from RefSeq and is a predicted model, not a curated record. Gene Ontology annotation, molecular function: hydrolase activity, acting on ester bonds. Bases 210 to 1265 code for a protein of 351 amino acids. NCBI's taxonomy places the organism in Eukaryota, Viridiplantae, Streptophyta, Magnoliopsida, Sapindales, Anacardiaceae.